Molecule: messenger RNA, 2188 nt
Organism: Magallana angulata
Lineage: Eukaryota; Metazoa; Mollusca; Bivalvia; Ostreida; Ostreidae
Product: N-lysine methyltransferase KMT5A-like
Exons: 6
Coding region: 880-1422 (180 amino acids)
Molecular function (GO): protein binding
Source: RefSeq, a predicted model, not a curated record
UUGCCAUGUAUGUAGUUAAAAUUUUUAAAUCAUAAGUCACAAUGGUCAUUUUGGAAGGUUUUUGGAUGGUUUAUUUCGUAAUAUGGAAACACAUAAAAAUUCGAAUUUUUACCUCACCGUGAAGAAUUCAAUUUUGUCUACGCGCAUUUAUCAUCCGGGUACUUCGAACAUAAUCCGGGGAUUUCCAAAGAAAAAUGGCAUCUUGCAUUUUCAAUGUCACCGGUCACAAGGUGAGUAAAUGUUGCUUUAUUCUUUAAAUUUGUUUAUUCGUAGGGAAAACUACCUCAAACAACAAUAAAGUUAAUAGCCGACGAUAUUUUAAUGUACAAUGCACAUCGCAUCCAACGCCGCUAAUGUACAAUUUGAAUACCGUGGCACACAACCUUCUUACAAAUUUCAUACGGUGGUUCUGUCUGUAUCAUAAUUAUUUCAACUUUCCGAUGAGUGGUUUUUUUUUUAUAAAAUUUAAUUUGCAAUAUAGAAUAUCUAACGUUGUAUGACUCGCGGUGUGUGUGCGUGUGUGUGUUGGGGGGGGGGGGGGGGGGGGUCCGGAGUUCACAAGUUUACCAAGGGCUGCUGGGCUCAAUGUGUCGUCGAUAGAUUUAAUAUUAAUGAAUUAAAUCAAAUUACUGAUUCAAAUAAUUAUUGUCGAUCGAUUAAGGUCUCGUACUCGCACAGUUUAUAUUGCUUGCAUGCUUGUGUUUGGGUUUUAAAACAGAAUUCGAAUUCAUUGAUGUACGAGUUAUUGAAAUACCGUUAAAGAAAUGGUAGACCACCAUGAGCCUUUUAGUUUUGGGAACUUUCAACGGAUUCUGAUGUUUUUAGUAAGUGGUUGCUAGUUUGAAAGUGGUUGCUAGUUUAAAAACUAGCUUUCAGAAGAUGGCUGCAUUGUCUUAUGGAAAACGCAUGCUGAAAGCAGGAUUGAAGAAGAAUGACCCUAGAAAGAGAAGGCGAUUGUCACCAGAAGAGGAUGCUAAAUUUUAUAUUCAGUCUGGUCUGGAUAAAGACGGAUUUCAAGUUAAAUACAUUUCUGAUUUCAAAGGUUUUGGUGUUUUUGCAAAAGAACAGUUCAAAAAAGGAGAGUUUUUGCUGGAAUAUUGCGGUGAAAAUAUUUCACCAGAAGAGUCUGCUGUUCGCUCCAAGAAGCUGGAUUGUAACAUGAUAUUUCAUUUUUUUCAUAAAGGAAAGCAAUACUGCAUUGAUGCUGCAUCUUGUGUUGACCAUAUUUGUCAGUAUGUGAACGACAACAAUGUCAAGGACGCAAACGCCAGGAUGAAACUACUGGAUAUCGAUGGGAGGCCGAAACUAUGUCUUUUUGCUACAAAAGACAUAGGAGUAGGCGACGAAUUGUCUUAUCCAUAUGGAGAUGACAAAAAUCUUUGGUGGAGAAAUAAGGCAUGUUCUGUUUAUGUUGAAACUUAAUUUUAAAAUGCUUAUUUUUUAUGGUUUAUUAAAAAGAAUUUUAAUUAAGGUAAUGCAAUGUCUGUUAAUCAAUAUUUUAUUAACUAGGAGUGUGCUAAAUGCCUGUUAAAUUAAAAUUAAACAAGAAAAUCUUAUUAGCUUAAUGAAUAGUAUCAUCUUAUUUGAUUUAGAGAUGUUUUUGCUUGACAGGCACUAAGCUUUUUUGGCUGGUUGUAUUUUGUGCAAAAUGUGCAUUGACUGUAAUAAUUGUGGAGAAGGGAUGUGAUGUACAGUUGUAUAGUUCAGAUAGGGUAUACCGUAAUUACAGCUAAUUAUGAAAAUUUUGGAUGAUUAAAGCAUUCAAAGUUAUAUUUAUAUAUACCCCAGUUUCAGUGCAGAAAUGGUUUAUUAUAAAAAAAGAAAAAAAAGAAUAAGAAUUCUGUAAAUAUUUGAAUCUUUUAGUUUAGAAUAUUAAGGCAAGAAUUAACAAAAUGCCAAAGUUCUCAGAUGCCAGUUUAUAUUAUUUUUCCCUUAUGUUUGCAAUGGAAAUCUGUGACAUUCAAUUUUUAAUAAUGUCAAAUCUGAUCACGGAGUACGAGCACAAGUGAACGUUAAAAGUUUUUAAUAUAUUUCUUAUUGUAAGAUUAAAUGAAACAUUCAAAGUUACAUAACCAAUUUGAUACAUACUUUUAAAAAAUAAUUGUUAAAACUUAAAAAUUCAGUCUUAAAAAGAAUUUUCUGGGCAAAGUUUUUAGCAGCAGAAGCACACAUUUUUUUAUUGCUGCUC